AUGGCACUAUGUGAGGUGUAUGAUCCGGAAACAUGUGUCUUCAAAAUUGGCGAAAAUAAUGUUUAUUUUGGCCUACAAGACGUCCUAAUGUUAACUGGUUUACCAAUUGAUGGUAAACCAUUGGUUUUGCAGAACAAAGCGGUUGAUGUUGAAGAAUGUCUCACAUUAGUUGGGGUGACACCUGGCACAGGUACUAAAAAACACGACUUUAAACUUUCUGAUUUGGUCACCAUCAUCAACGGACUAGAUAAUAACCCAGACGAUGCAUCUCUCGACAAGGCUUGUCGAGCCACGGCCUUACUUGGCAUAGCUUGUAUGGUCGAUAAUAACUGUCGCACGGCCAUAAGCACAAAGUAUCUAAACCUUAUCAGAAACGUGGAUGAUAUCAAAACAUUUGCAUGGGGAGCUGCGAGUUGGGUCAAUCUACACUCAAGUCUUAGAACAUUUAAAGAAGAUGUAACUAAAGUUGGAAUUUCCGGUUGCAGUUUUGCCUUGAUGGUCGGUAAUAAUUUCCGGUAUUUGCUUUUGUCCGCAUACCUCAAAUUGUUCCUUUUUGUUAUAAAUGGAGUAUAA
This is a messenger RNA of Trifolium pratense (red clover), 573 nucleotides long. RefSeq names its product protein MAIN-LIKE 1-like. NCBI's taxonomy places the organism in Eukaryota, Viridiplantae, Streptophyta, Magnoliopsida, Fabales, Fabaceae. Bases 1 to 573 code for a protein of 190 amino acids. The transcript has 2 exons. The record is from RefSeq and is a predicted model, not a curated record.